Molecule: messenger RNA, 4231 nt
Organism: Caenorhabditis auriculariae
Lineage: Eukaryota; Metazoa; Nematoda; Chromadorea; Rhabditida; Rhabditidae
Source: the annotation of a GenBank genome assembly
AUGGAUGAGGAAAACGACAUUUUCGAAGUUCCUUCCACUUCAGCAGAAAGUUCGGUGGAUUCCAUCGAAAUAAUUUGGCAUCCUGCUUUGGAAGAAAAUCGUUAGUUUUAAAUUGGUUGAAAUAAAGUACAAAGUUUUUUUCAGAUAUGAAGUACAUUAAGGGCUUGUUGAUUGAUGUUUUCAAGCGGAUAAACAGUCUCAAUGGGCCUCCUAUGGUAUAAUCAAUAGACUAAAAAUAUACAAAUAUUUUUGUCAGGUAGUUGUCAGAAGAUAUCAGAAAAUAUUCGCUGUUUUUGGGGUUCGGUUUGAUUGUCGAAGUUCUUCAGAGAGGGGGGUCAAUAUUGCUCUGGCGGUUGAGCAAGAUCCUGGAAGCCCGAAAAGUAUUGAUAUUUUGUGAGUUUUGUAUUUUUUUUUCAAAAACUUGUUAAAAAUUUUAAGACGCUAAAUUUUGAGAAACACUGGAAAUUAAUUAUUGUUUUGUUUACUUAUUCCGAAAUUUUUUUGUAAGUAGAAAUAAAUUCAGAAUUCGUGAAAUUUCGAAGUUGAGAGAAGAGGAGCAGAAGGCGUCUUUUACUCACCACAGAUUGAAUCUUCGAUGUUUUGAAGGAAAAAGUGUGAGUUAUUGUAUGCAAAAUCGAAGAAAAAAGUCUUUGAAAUGUUAUAAAAAAAUCAUUUUCAUUCGUGAAUUUUAGGAAUCGGGUAGCGGAUGCAGUUUGGCAAAAAUAUCAGUUUUGGAACGCGUUUAUGAACAAAAAUCAACGUGCUCUCGAGACUCGAUUAGGUUUUUUUGAUACUUUGAAGUCCUUUUUUGAAAAUUAAAAAAAAAUUUUUUAGUAGAAUUGAAAAUUUCUAUUUUCAAGAAUUAUAGGACUUUGGAGCAAUCAGUUGUUUUAAAUGAUACUAAAGGUCUAGAAAAUCGCUAUUUCAGAUGAAAAAAAUUCAAGUGUCCAAAUUCGAACUAAAUUUUGAAAAACGAGCAGUUUCAGCCCACCAUCCCUACCUGCGCUACUAUCAAAAUAAAAGAAUUCACGAAAAUAUGCAGAAAAUGGAGCUCAGCUCGAUAUAUUUCGGAGAUGACUUAUUUUCCGAAUACCCGAUGCUCUUCUACACAUGUCUACAGGCGGUUAUUCAGAAUGUUGGAAAUAUUCCCAUGAUAUUCAAUAGUUUUUGGAGAUUUCAGUUUCAAACUUCUUUGGAAACUCUGGGCGAACAGCUAAUUCAGAUUGCUCAUUCACACGCUCUUCAUAUGGGCGAAAGGAGGUUUUUUUUUCGUUCUUUUGUAGAGUCUGCUGGAAAAAAAUAGUUGUGUUCAAUGAGAAAUUUUAUAACAAAGGAAAAUAUUAAUAUAACAGGACGGUCAAUUUCUUUUCGACCAGUUUCAGUAUUACUUAAAAACAGUGGACCCGAAAAAUACACCAAAUUUAAAUUAAAUCCAAAAAUCAGCAAUUGAAAAAUCAACAGGCGAUCAAACUUCAAAAAAAAGUUGAAUUGAAUCAAUCUCUCAUCACGGGUAAAAUCCAGAAAGACAUAAUUUUGAGAAAAGUUUUCGGAAAAAACCUCAAAAAUUUUUUUUCUUGAUUUUUUUUUUGAAACGGACUUUUUUAGGCGAAAAAAGGAAAUUCUGGGAAUUUCGAAACUCUUUUAUGAACUCAAAAAAGAACUUAGAUUCUUCUUUUUUUAGGGCCGUUUGGGCUUUUAUUCAAAAAUCUCAUGGUUUGAAAAAUCACAGAGUUUUAAAGUAUAAAUUAUUGAUUUCAAAUUUUGAAGAUGAAAAAGUUAGAUUUUUUUCCAAGCGGUCAAAGCUUCUUUUUUUCGAAGCAAGAAAAACAAAAACAAGGAUCAUACUUUUUAAGGAAAAACGUGGAAAUAGAAACGUAAUUUCAAAAAAGAUCCUCUUGAAGAUUUCACAACGACGUGAUGGCCCAUCUGAAUGAAGCUCUUCUCACGGCCCUGGGCCUUGGUUUGACCAAAGCGCAAGAGGAAAUUAUCACCUUCGAGUCGUUUGUCAGUUCCAGAAACAAAAAGCAUGAGGUUCAUUUUUAAUUUUUGAAAAUUUGAUGUUGUAUUGAAAAAGAUUUUUUUCUAGAUUUUUUUCGGAUGGCGAAAUAAGAGGUUUUCUGAACUUUUUUUGAUUUGAUGAGAGACGUUUCUCAAAUCUUUGAGCUUAUUAAAUGAAUUUUUGAAAAUGAGAAGUCUAAAGAAUUUUGAGGGAUAUUUCAACAAGAGUAUCUUUUUCCACCCACCUACACAGCUCUUUGAAAUAAUGAUAAAGAAGAGAUUCUGUGGCAGUUCUGUUAAGAAUCAAUUUUUUUUCAGUACACGGUUCCUUGGAUGGCUUGGAAAAUCCUUUGGAUGGUCGAGAAAAAUGUUUCGGGCGAUUAUGGCGCAUAUGCUAUCGAUGCUGCCCGCCUGGCAGAAUAUGCUGAUUCGGACGCCGAAGAAGGUUCUUUUUAUCUUUUUUUUUCAACUUCUGAUUUUUUAUAUUAUUUCUGAAGCUUCUCCAAUCCUUGUUAAAACUUUCAAUAUUAAUCCUAUAAAGCAGAAAGCUGAUUUAUAGGAUGAACUAAUCAUUAAAAAUAUUCAAAUUAAAAUGGAAAUGUUCAAAAAAAGUGAAAAGAUUGCUUUUUUUUUCCCCAGAAAUCGGCGUCUGUGGUUCUGUUUUCGUAGAAACGGCGUGCCGUAUUUGGAAGCAUUCUCGAAACUCCGAACAGCAUAUGUUGGUUGCUUGAUUUGAACAAUUUUUCGUGUAUUUAAUUUCAAAUUUCCAGCAUGGAUUCUCUUUCGAGUACGAUUAAACUCUAUCCGGCCUUAGCUCCACGUCUCGUUCAAGUGGCGAGUAACUGUGGGUUGGAGUUCGAGAAAGACGUUUUGAUCGAAGAUGUUAGUUAUUUAAGGAUAUUUAACUUCAAAAAAACUUUUUAAAAAAAUAAAAAAGCUUGACAAAAAAAAGAAAACGAUUUUUUUUCAAUUUCAAAGCAUCUUAAAAAAAGGUAAGAACGUCAAAAAAAAAAGAUUAAAAUUUACUUCGAACUAGCUGUCAAAAAUAGGGUUGCUGAAACUUUCUGAUUAUUGGAAAACAUUUUUCAACUUUCCUUUUUCUGAAAAUGAAAGUCUUACUUUUCAAGUUGCUUGAAAACAAGGAAAAUUUCUUCUUUUCAAGAAAAAAAAGUCCGUGCUUUGAAACAGUAUCCUGAUUGAAUUUGUAGCCUUUUUUCAUUUGUUUUUUUUUUGCCCAAUUACAAGAGACCUUUCGUUGCUUUUUUGACUUCAUUCAUCUCUAUAUAAAGUUUACUUUCUUCAAUUUUUUUUCUAUCUGAAAAAAAAGAUAAAAAACUUCCAAUUUCCUUUGAUUCUGAACGUAGUUUUGUUUGCUAUUUCUUUUCAAAAACUCUUUCAUAGCUAUUGAACGAAAAUUUUCGCUGUAAGGUUAAAGUUUCUCAUAAUUUCGGUCGUAUAGAAUAAAGUUUUAUUAUUUUGAAGGCCUGCCGAAAGAUGGACGAACACGGGCUGCACCCCAGCGAGCCGCUCUGGCUCGAUUGGUGCGAGGCGAGGCUGAAAAAUCUCACUAGGUCCUUGGAAAAUUCCCUUUUUGAAUUCCUUUUUGCUUGAUUUUGAGGUAUGGAGCUGUUGUAACCACGUUGACGAAAUGCGUCAAAGUUUUGUUUGGUUUUUUGGAUUUUGGGUCCAAUCGAAACUCCAGCCGCGCCUGGACUCUGCUUCAUGAAGCUGUUCAGAAGGUAAAAUGGAAUAUUAUUAUUUUAACCAAACCGGUGAAAUUUCGGCUUCCAGAAAAAAAGAUCCUUUGUAAAUUUAUAGAUGGACAAUCGCUUCGCAAAAAAAAAAACAAAGAAGCUAGUUUUCUAUUCAAAAAUCGGCUCGAAAAAUAAAACAGGGUUACAAAUUUCAAACUUCCUCUAUUUAUUGAGGAGUCUUAUUCGUAUCUUUCAGAGCUUUUUGACCAAUUUUCAACUUCAGCUUAUAGUCCUGUGAAGCCCAUCAUUUUUGGAAUUACCUUGUACUUAUUCAGGCUCUUCCUGACGUCGUUUUCAAUGAAUGGAAGCCUCGAUCGUCGUGGUGGCCCCGUUUCCAUGCAGAUGUCCUGGAGAAGAAGCGUCAUCGUCCUCGGAAAAGCUCAGAAGAAGAGAUCCUGACGUCUUCAGCCAAAAAUUUGAAGAUGGAGGUCCUUUCUGCCUUACAAAUCGAGUUUGCAGAUAGAGAACUCGAAUCAUAA